UUGUAAUUUCAAACAGAAGAAAGGAAAAAAACAGGAAUUAAUUCUAGGAAAAUGUUUUUGAAAAACAAAAACAAAAACAAAAAAAAUCCAGCAACUUGAAAACAGGGCGAUUCUUUUCUUUCGAUCAAUGUCUUGUGUCAGCUGCUGACCCAAGCACACACCACAAGCCACACACGCGAACGACAAUUCGAAGAGAGACGAGAGUUUUCAGAAGAUAAUGCAAGGAUCUGUAGCUGAGGCUGAAGGGGAGGAUGAAGAAGUGGAGCUCGAGCUUCUCUUCAAUGGCGGAUUCUAAGCGUUUUCUUCUUGUUUUCUUGAUCUGUACGGUACUUUCAGAAUCUGGGAUAGUUGCGGAGGUGAAGCAGACACAGGGCAGGGCCGAGCCUUUUGUGGGGGUGAACAUUGGUACCGACGUUUCCAAUCGUCUGUCGCCGGCAGACUUGGUGGCUUUUCUAAAGUUGCAGAAUAUUGGUCACGUUCGUCUCUACGAUGCCGACUCUGAUAUUCUCAAAGCUUUGGCUCGGACUAAGAUCCGGGUCAUCGUCAGUGUCCCGAACAACCAGCUUCUCGCUAUCGGGUCGUCGAACGUCACCGCCGCGACGUGGAUCGGCCGGAAUGUGGUGGCGUACUACCCGCAGACUCUCAUCAGCGCCAUUGCCGUCGGGGACGAGGUGCUGACCACUGUGUCGUCGUCUGCGCCACUGCUGCUCCCGGCAAUUGAGGCGCUAUACAGCGCUCUCGUGGCCGCGAAUCUCCACACCGAGAUCAAGAUUUCGACCCCGCACGCGGCGUCGAUAAUUCUCGACCCUUUUCCUCCUUCUCAGGCCUUCUUCAACCAAACCCUAAACCCAAUCAUCCUCCCUCUGCUUCAGUUCUUGUCGAAAACUGGUUCACCUUUGAUGAUGAAUCUGUACCCUUACUAUGUUUUCAUGCAGAACAAGGGGGUUGUUCCUCUGGACAAUUCACUCUUCAAGCCCUUGACUCCUUCCAAAGAGAUGGUCGACCCCAAUACUCUGCUCCACUACACCAAUGUCCUUGACGCCAUGAUCGAUUCUGUGUACUGUUCUAUGAAAAAUCUCAACGUCACAGAUGUUAUGGUGCUUGUUACAGAGAGUGGGUGGCCUUCGAGAGGUGACUCCAAGGAGCCUUACGCCACAAUCGACAAUGCCGACACCUAUAAUUCGAAUCUAAUUAAGCAUGUUCUGGAUCACAGUGGAACUCCCCUGCACCCAGAGCUGACUUCUAGUGUUUACAUAUACGAAUUGUUCAAUGAGGACUUGAGGUCCCCUCCAGUGUCAGAGGCGAAUUGGGGCCUGUUCCAUGGGAAUUCAACGCCGGUGUACUUGUUACAUGUGUCCGGGAGCGGCACUUUUUUGGCAAACGAUACGACAAACCAGACAUUCUGUAUAGCCAUGGAUGGGGUUGAUGCAAGGACCCUGCAGGCUGCCCUGGACUGGGCUUGUGGACCGGGAAGAGCGAAUUGUUCAGAGAUUCAACCAGGAGAGGGCUGUUACCAGCCCAACAAUGUGAAGAACCAUGCCUCCUAUGCAUUUGAUAGCUAUUACCAGAAGGAAGGGAGGGGUUCUGGGUCUUGUGAUUUCAAAGGUGUGGCCAUGAUCACCACCACUGACCCGAGUCACGGGAGCUGCAUAUUUCCUGGAAGUAAGAAGAUAAGCAACAAGACCAAGGAAGCAAUCAACGGGACUGAGGCAAGCGGUGCAGCAGAGAAGCUGAGACUUGUCACUGUUGGCAGCCAAAUAAAUAAGGGUUCACACAUUUUCUGGGCUUUUGUAGCUUUCUUUGUAGUUCACUAUUCUUUCCUUCUAUAACACCAUGUUGAGGUACAAAUAAAACAAAUUUUUUGGGGACAAAAGCGAUAAAAGAGAAUCGUUGGGGGCUCGGCGCUUCACAAAAGAGACGUUACAACAUGAAUGCUUCAUCAUCGAGCACCAGAGAAGAAAGGACACCAGGAUGGGGUCUGCUGGGGGCCAGGCCAGCCAUUUGUGAGACUGUUGUAACUAGUAUGAUGCCUCAAAAGGGUUGUGAGGAGACUAUGUUUCUGCAGAGAAUCAAGUACCCCAUCAUGGAAUAGAAAAGGAGGGUUUUGAGCCUUUUAUUUGUGGGGUGAAAUGUGAUGAGUAUGUCUUCGAAAGGUUUUUGCCUUUUCUUUUUAGGGUUUUGUAAGGUUCAAAAAAACUAACUACUUGCUGUUCAAUUUCUGUAAUGGUCAUGCAUACCUGUUCUGCCUACAUAGUCUUCUCUCAAACAGAUUGGCCUGGGGAUAAUCCUCUGACCUAUAAGUAAAAGGUAUUUUUCUUUUCUCAGAUUGGUUUGAUCUUGAAUUCUUUGGGGUGGGGCCACUGCAGAUUGUGAUGUAGUUUCUGGGUUUGGCCCUUUUUUUUUUGCAAGUGGGUAACUGGGUAUUGAUUGCUUUGUACUAGAUCUUAUGUUAUCUUAAUAAAAAAGUUGGGUUCUUCGUCGA
Vitis riparia (riverbank grape) is the source of this 2482-nucleotide messenger RNA. Its product is annotated as glucan endo-1,3-beta-glucosidase 1. Lineage: Eukaryota; Viridiplantae; Streptophyta; Magnoliopsida; Vitales; Vitaceae. The coding region runs from base 252 to 1829 and encodes 525 amino acids. The record is from RefSeq and is a predicted model, not a curated record. Gene Ontology annotation, cellular component: plasma membrane. The transcript has 4 exons. Gene Ontology annotation, molecular function: hydrolase activity, hydrolyzing O-glycosyl compounds. Gene Ontology annotation, biological process: carbohydrate metabolic process.